Linnemannia hyalina is the source of this 426-nucleotide messenger RNA. The record is from the annotation of a GenBank genome assembly. NCBI's taxonomy places the organism in Eukaryota, Fungi, Mortierellomycota, Mortierellomycetes, Mortierellales, Mortierellaceae.
AUGGAGUACCUUGGCAGCUAUAAGUUUGACCAGAUCUCUCAAUUGAACCCUUUCCAGCCAGAGAUGGUCGCCUCAUUCUUCGUGUCCAAUCCCAAGGAGAUGGCCCUUUAUCACUAUUAUCGCUUCAAGGUCGACCAAGAGUCUGGCCUCUCCAGCGGCAAUGACAAGGACUACGGUAUCGACGACAACGGCAGCGACACCAUGGGCACACCCAACGACGAGGAGGAUACACCUGGAACUCAUGCCUUGGUCUCGAUCGAGAGCGUCGAGGUCACCCAACCCUAUACUGCAGGCACCCGGGGGAUCGUCAACACUGACUUUGCCUUCAGUCAGACUCUGACAUACCUCUGUGCCAGGGGUCUGUUCGACACGGACCCUAUUCUCCCUGGGACAUGGAUAGGUUACCUUUGGACUCUGACAUUCUGA